UACUUAGAGCAGAUACACCACUCGGCAGAUGCUCCAAAAUGUAAGGAAAAAUAUCCUUCAUUGAAGUUCCCUUACAGUGGCUAUGAGUAGACUAUGAAUGCUACAAAAUAAUGAAAUGGUUUUUGGACAUUUCAGGUGCUGUACCUCACAUACCCCAUAUUUGGUUUAUUAAUACUGGGGGGCAAAAUCGCAACUUCCGGGGUCCUUCAAUAGGGAAAAAUGUACCUCUCCGUCAUGAGAAGAUACGCUGGAAGUCUGAUAUGCCACUGACAGAGGGACAGGUCCGGAGCAAGCGAGAUGAAUUUUGGGACACAGCUCCGGCCUUUGAAGGGCGUCGGGAAAUUUGGGAUGCUCUCAAAGCAGCAGCGUUAGCUGUGGAGAACACAGAAUAUGAAUUAGCUCAAGCCAUCAUCGACGGGGCAAAUAUUAUGUUGCCGAACGGAACACUGACAGAUUGUUAUGAUGAGCUGGGCACCAGGUACCAAUUACCAGUAUAUUGCCUUUCAUACCCACUCAACAUUCUUCAACGUUCCCCUGACAAAGAUGGAGAAAUUGAUGCAGGAGAAGGCAGUGUAGAAGGAGAAGAAGUGGUCCUCAAAGUUCGCCUCUCCACGACAAGCAAAGAUGUUAAAUUGACAGUCCGAUCCACAGACACUAUUGCUACAGCUAAGAAGAAACUUGAUGUAAGUAUGCUUUGUCCUCUUGAAAAGUUUUUUGUUCCUACAGAAAUACAGGCCAUCACCUUAUUUAUAGGAGUGUCCUUCAGCGUGAGCUGA
This is a messenger RNA of Macrobrachium nipponense, 776 nucleotides long. RefSeq names its product ubiquitin domain-containing protein 2-like. The transcript has 4 exons. NCBI's taxonomy places the organism in Eukaryota, Metazoa, Arthropoda, Malacostraca, Decapoda, Palaemonidae. The coding region runs from base 111 to 776 and encodes 221 amino acids. The record is from RefSeq and is a predicted model, not a curated record.